This is a messenger RNA of Alexandromys fortis (reed vole), 2148 nucleotides long. It is a transcript of the gene Cenpb, whose product is annotated as centromere protein B. The transcript has a single exon. The coding region runs from base 207 to 1970 and encodes 587 amino acids. Gene Ontology annotation, cellular component: nucleus; chromosome, centromeric region. Gene Ontology annotation, molecular function: DNA binding; chromatin binding. The record is from RefSeq and is a predicted model, not a curated record. Lineage: Eukaryota; Metazoa; Chordata; Mammalia; Rodentia; Cricetidae.
GCCGCGCUCCCCGCUGGGCACGUCCUGCCGCCCGCGCCGCCCGCGCCGCCCGCGCCGCUUGCCACCGCCCGCCGCCGCCCCGCGAGCCGCUUUGUCUCGGGCGGGGCGCACGGAGAGGCCGCCAGGUGCCCCCCGCCGCGGGCCCGGGCCCCCCGCCCCGGGGCGGCGACGGCGGUGCCGGGCCCCGGGGCGGAGGGCGCGCCGGGAUGGGCCCCAAGCGGCGGCAGCUGACGUUCCGGGAGAAGUCGCGGAUCAUCCAGGAGGUGGAGGAGAACCCGGACCAGGGCGAAAUCGCUCGGUGCUUCAACAUGCCGCCGCCCACGCUGAGCACCAUCCUGAAGAACAAGCGCGCCAUCCUGGCGUCGGAGGGCAAGUAUGGAGUGGCCUCCACCUGCUGCAAGACCAACAAGCUGUCCCCGUACGACAAGCUGGAGGGGCUCCUCAUUGCUUGGUUCCAGCAGAUCCGCGCCGCGGGCCUGCCGGUCAAGGACAUCAUCCUGAAAGAGAAGGCGCUACGGAUAGCGGAGGAGCUGGGCAUGGACGACUUCACGGCUUCCAACGGCUGGCGGGAUCGCUUCCGCCGCCGGCGCCACUGUGUAGUGGCCUGCAGCGGUGUGACCCGCUCCCGGGCGCAAAGCUCCGAGGGCAGCGGUGGGAGUACACCAGGCUGGCGCACGCGGGAGGAGCAGCCGCCGUCGGUGGCUGAGGGCUACGCCUCGCAGGACGUGUUCAGCGCCACCGAGACCAGCCUGUGGUACGACUUUCUGUCCGACCAGGCCUCGGGGCUGUGGGGAGGUGAUGGAAAGGCUCGCCAGGCCACCCAGCGCCUUAGUGUUUUGCUGUGCGCCAACGCUGAUGGCAGCGAAAAGCUUCCCCCGCUGGUCGCAGGCAAGUCCGCCAAGCCCCAUGCAGGCCAAGGUGGUCUGCCCUGUGACUACACUGCCAACUCUAAGAAUGGAGUCGCUACCCAGGCCCUAGCUAAGUACUUGAAAGCGCUGGACACCCGAAUGGCUGCAGAAUCUCGUCGGGUCCUUUUGCUGGCUGGCCGUCUGGCUGCCCAGUCCUUGGACACCUCGGGCCUGCGGCACGUGCAGCUGGCCUUCUUCCCUCCCGGCACUGUGCAUCCAUUGGAGCGAGGAGUGGUCCAACAGGUGAAGGGCCACUACCACCAGGCUAUGUUGCUCAAGGCCAUGGCAGCACUCGAGGGCCAGGAUCCCUCAGGCCUGCAGCUGGGCCUGGUGGAGGCCUUACACUUUGUGGCUGCAGCCUGGCAAAAGGUGGAGCCCUCGGACAUAGCAACUUGCUUUCGGGAGGCCGGUUUUGGAGGUGGCCUUAAUGCCACUAUCACCACUUCCUUCAAGAGUGAGGGAGAAGAGGAGGAGGAGGAAGAGGAGGAGGAGGAAGAAGAAGAGGAGGGUGAAGGGGAAGAGGAGGAGGAAGAAGAGGAAGAAGAAGGGGAGGAGGAAGAAGGCGGGGAAGGAGAGGAGGUGGGAGAGGAAGAGGAGGUGGAAGAGGAGGGUGAGGUUGAUGACAGUGAUGAAGAGGAGGAGGAGGAGGAAGAAGAAAGCUCCUCUGAGGGUUUAGAGACUGAAGACUGGGCCCAGGGAGUAGUGGAGGCCAGUGGUGGCUUUGGGGGUUACAGUGUCCAGGAAGAGGCCCAGUGCCCCACCCUCCAUUUUCUGGAAGGUGGGGAGGACUCGGACUCAGACAGUGAUGAGGAGGAGGAAGAUGAAGAGGAGGAUGAGGAAGACGAUGAAGACGAGGAUGAUGAUGAUGGCGAUGAGGUCCCUGUACCCAGCUUUGGGGAGGCCAUGGCCUACUUUGCCAUGGUCAAACGGUACCUGACCUCCUUUCCCAUCGAUGACCGCGUGCAGAGCCACAUCCUUCACUUGGAACAUGAUCUGGUCCACGUGACUAGGAAGAACCAUACCAGGCAGGCUGGAGUUUGGGGUCUUGGACAUCAAAGCUGAUCUGCGGGACAUAGCUGCGCUUCAGCCCAGAUGGACAGCACCUGCCCAAGGCAGAGAACUCUGGGCAGCUGCUGGAGAUGGCUGGAGGAGUUGCAGGGCCUUCAGUAAUGCUUCGCCCGGCCCCGAGACAGGCCCAGGAGCUGAGGUCUGCCUCACUGCUAUUGCCUCCUUCUCAGAU